Molecule: messenger RNA, 667 nt
Organism: Drosophila mojavensis
Lineage: Eukaryota; Metazoa; Arthropoda; Insecta; Diptera; Drosophilidae
Product: peptidoglycan-recognition protein SC2
Exons: 1
Coding region: 41-595 (184 amino acids)
Biological process (GO): innate immune response; peptidoglycan catabolic process
Molecular function (GO): N-acetylmuramoyl-L-alanine amidase activity; peptidoglycan binding; zinc ion binding
Source: RefSeq, a predicted model, not a curated record
UAGCCGACAUCAGUUGAAUUCUCGUAGUCAACAAUUCACCAUGGUUAGCAAGGUUAUCAUCGCUCUGGCUGUGCUCCUCUGCGCAGAGGCCGUCCUCGGCGUUGCCGUUGUCAGCAAGUCGGCUUGGGGUGCUCGCAAUCCCAAGAGCAAGACCACUCUGGCCGGCUCGCUCAGCUAUGCCGUCAUCCACCACACCGCCGGCAACUACUGCAGCACCCGCGAUGCCUGUGUCAAGGAGCUGCGCAACAUCCAGGCCUACCACAUGGACAGCCUGGGCUGGGCUGACAUCGGCUACAACUUCCUGAUCGGCGGCGAUGGUUCUGUCUACGAGGGUCGCGGCUGGAACGUUCUGGGUGCCCACGCCACCAACUGGAACUCCAAGUCCAUUGGCAUCUCCUUCAUGGGCAACUUCAACAACAACCAACCCACCGCUGCCAUGAUCAGCGCUGCCAAGGGUCUCCUGUCCGAUGCCGUCUCCCGUGGCCAGAUCAAGUCCGGCUACACUCUGUACGGCCAUCGCCAGGUCGGCUCCACCGAGUGCCCCGGCAACAACCUGUGGAACGAGAUCCGCACCUGGGCCAACUGGAAGGCCUAAGAAGUUCUCGAAAGAAUUUCCAAUAUAAACAAUUUUUAAAUGCUGCAUAAUAAAAAUUUAUAAAAAAUAUAA